Molecule: messenger RNA, 1487 nt
Organism: Acanthochromis polyacanthus (spiny chromis)
Lineage: Eukaryota; Metazoa; Chordata; Actinopteri; Pomacentridae
Gene: decr2
Product: 2,4-dienoyl CoA reductase 2, peroxisomal
Exons: 10
Coding region: 226-1128 (300 amino acids)
Biological process (GO): fatty acid catabolic process
Molecular function (GO): 2,4-dienoyl-CoA reductase (NADPH) activity
Source: RefSeq, a predicted model, not a curated record
CCACAAUGCACCGCUGAAGGACGGCGAAAAAGUUUCUGUCCAAAGUACGAUUCGUUCCUCCCAAAAGAACGUCUAAUGAGAAAACGGUGACCACUGUCAGUGACUGUAGAUAUUUUCGGUCACAUUUAGAUAAAUUCCUCGUGUUCACGUCGUGUUUCAUCAGAAGGAACUUGAACUUUUGUUGUUUUUUUCAGCGCUUCAAAGAACGAGCUUUUCUGCAGCAGCAUGGCUGAGCCAAAAGGAAAAGGAGAGCAGCAGCCUGAAGAUGUUGGUUCAGAUGACUGCCUGACUUCAUACACACACAUCUACAGUCCAGAUCUGCUAAAGGAUCAGGUUGCUUUCAUCACUGGUGGGGGAUCUGGGAUUGGACUCCGUAUAGCUGAAAUCUUCAUGAGGCAUGGCUGUCACACAGCGAUUGCCAGCAGGAACUUAGAUAAGCUCAAAGAGGCGGCCAGCAAGCUGUCUGCUGUGACAGGACGCCGCUGUCUUCCUUUGCGCAUCGAUGUGAGGCAGCCUGAGAGCAUCGCUGCUGCCGUGGACGACACGCUGAAGGAGAUGGGCCGUAUAGACAUCCUUAUUAACAAUGCUGCUGGAAACUUCCUCUGCCCUGCCGCGUCGCUGUCCUUCAGCGCCUUCAAAACCGUUCUGGAGAUAGACACCAUGGGAACAUUUAACACCAGCAAGGUGGUUUAUGAGAAGUGGUUCAAGGAUCAUGGUGGAAACAUUGUGAAUAUUUCUGCAACGGUUGGAUACAAGGGGCAGGCCCUCCAGGUGCACGCUGGCUCUGCAAAGGCAGCAAAUGAUGCCAUGACCAAGCACCUGGCUGUGGAGUGGGGGCCCAGUGGGGUGAGAGUCAAUACUGUGGCUCCAGGUCCGAUCUCUGGUACAGAGGGUUACCGCAGACUAGGUGGCCCUCGAAGCGAAGCUGCUGGCAUCUUCCAGUCCAUCCCUUUGCAGCGAGCUGGCAACAAGACAGAGAUGGCCCACUGCACUCUUUUCUUGGCCAGCCGUGCGUCUUCUUUCGUGACUGGAGCCAUCCUGGUGGCGGAUGGCGGCUCGUGGCUGACUUCCGCCAAUGACGUCUCCAUGCUGCUGGGUAUAACCUCCUCUAAAUCUGCUAAACUCUGAACUGGGGCUCUCCUGACCUCCUCCUGACUCAGGUUAUUGGUCAUCUGAAAAGAAAAGAGACAAGUAAAUGCUGAAAACAAGAGUAUUUUAGCGCCCAUUUGUCGUACCGAUAUGCUCCAUGCACAGUAUUUGUGGUUUAUCUCACCCACUGGUGCCUUAACAGUGGAGUAGAACACUAACAUAAUACACUAACUGUUUCGUAAGCCUUUUAUGGUAUUAGUAAUUAGUCAAAUUAUAUGACAAAAACAUUUCUAUCCAUUCCAGUGCUGAGUAUUAUGUAAUCAUGCAUUUCAUGUUUAUCGCAUGCCACUUCAUGUCGUCCUCUCAUUUAUUAAUAAAAGCCUAUAAUUUAAGUGUGA